ACUCUCACAGGAAACAUGGCCACAGACUUCUCCACGAACGCAGUGGAGAGACCGGAGCCCUGUAAGGCGGAUGUUAAAGGGAAUAUUCCCAGCUGGCUGCAGGGCACACUGCUGCGUAAUGGCCCUGGCAUAUUUACUGUGGGGGACACCAGCUACAGCCACUGGUUCGAUGGGAUGGCCCUUAUCCACAGCUUCAACUUUAAAGACGGUGAAGUGACCCACAGGAGCAGAUUUCUUAGAAGUGACACCUAUAAAGCUAACAUGGCUGCAAACAGGAUAGUUGUGUCAGAAAUGGGGACAAUGGCAUACCCAGACCCCAGCAAGAACUUCAUUGUCAAGGCGAUUACCUUUCUCAACCACACAGUGCCUGACUUCACUGACAACGGCGCAAGCAAUGUCAUUAAAUACGGAAAUGACUAUUAUGCCACCUCUGAAACCAACUACAUCCGCAAGAUUGAUCCUGUGACCCUGGAAACUCAGGACAAGGUGGACUACAUGAAAUUCCUGCCGGUAAACAUGGUUUCAUCCCAUCCACACUAUGACAACGAGGGCAGCACUUACAACAUCGGAACUUCAAUUGCAGAGAAGGGCAAGACUAAAUACACCGUGUUCAAAGUCCCUGCUGUUUUGGAGAAAGACAAAGACAAGAAUGUCCCUGCGCUGAAGAAUGUGGAGGUGAUCUGCACAAUUCCCUGCCGCUCGCUGCUCACGCCCAGCUACUACCACAGUUUCGGCAUGACAGAGAACUACUUCAUCUUAAUCGAACAGCCUUUCAAACUGGACAUCCUCAAGAUGGCCACUGCGUACAUGAGGGGGGUCAACUGGGCAAGCUGCCUGAAAUUCUGCCCUGAGGAAAAAACUCUGAUCCACCUGAUAGACAGAAAGACCGGCAAAGAGACUGAGACGAAAUACUACACUGGAGCAAUGAUCGUCUACCAUCAUGUGAACGCUUUUGAGGACGACGGUCACGUGCUCUUCGAUGUCAUCGCCUACAAUGAUAGCAGCCUUUAUGAUAUGUUUUACCUGAACAAGUUGAAGGAAAACCCCGGGUUCUCCAAUGACUCCUACUCCAAACCAAACUACAGAAGAUUUGUACUUCCCAUUCACUCAGACCCAGGCAUUGCAGUUGGAGAGGACCUGGUGAAACUCAAAUACACAACAGCCAGUGCUGUGAAGGAGAAAGAAGGCAAACUAAUGUGCCAGGCAGAGGUGCUCUGUGAAGGUUUUGAACUACCCAGAAUUAAUUAUGGUAUCAACGGCAAGAGGCACCAGUUUGUCUACGGGAACUGUGUGGAAGAAUCUGCAGUGUCAAAACAGAUUGCGAAGUUGCACACAGAAACCAAGAAGAUGGUUUACUGGAGCGAGGACAACUGCUGGCCGUUGGAGCCAGUGUUCAUCCCCAGACCAAAUGGAGAGGCAGAGGAUGAUGGUGUGGUCGUAUCCUCAGUUAUCAACACCAACCCAGGCCAGUCUUGUUUCAUCCUGAUUCUUGAUGGCAGAACAUUUAAAGAAGUAGCCCGAGCAUAUGUGAAAGCCGAGCUCAACAAAGAUAUGCAUGGAUUUUUUAUCCCACAAGGAAGUGAGUGAGUUGUGUAUAUGUAACGUCCUCCAGAAAAUUGUGCUGAAUGGCACAGGUAUCUAUUUGAACAUUUUAACAGUUUGACACAAAAGUGUGAUCAGGAUGUGCGUGGUUUCAUGGAUUACCAUAUCUCUGUAAUAGUGAUUGUAUCAAAACAAUUUUUUCUUGCUGUGUUUAAGAAACUUUUUGUGUAGAUCAAAAUGUUGCUUAAUGUUGUAUAUAUUAUGAUAUAGAGUUUGUUAUGCAGUCCACAUUAUUCUAUCAUACUGCUGUGACCAUUAUUGUACUUGUGGUCCUCCUUUUCAUUAAAAAGAAUCUAACAUGUAAAGUUUGUAUUCCCACUGUGUGACAAGAUAACAACAAAAGUGAAUCCAAAACAUUACAUUUGGGAGGAUGGUGAGCAAUCAUGGUUACAAUCAUGUUGUUUUACAUAAAGUAUGACACCAUUUCUUUCAGUACAUCUUAUAACCUAUUGGCAAAGUACCUGAGCAAGCAGGUCCUCAUAUCUUUCCCACGUGCUGACGCACACAGUGAUUUUACCCCCGUAUUCCUGAGUGGUCCUGGGUGAACCCUGACUAUCAGCUUCGGCCCCCCUCGACCCAUCAAAGGAUAAAUGGGUGUAGCUAAUGGAAUAAUGAAACUGCUUUUUACACCAUUGUACAUGGAAGCAUUGGAAUCUGACUUAUGUAACUCCAGGAAAAAUGGCUUAAUUUCCUAAUGAUCAGUGAACCUGACAACCCAGCUGAUAGUAGGAAAGAGUUGCUGGUUCCUGGUUCUUGAAUGUAUGCAGCCAACAGUACUAAGACUAUGUCUAUUUUAAAACUUUAUGGCUCUUUUCCACGUGGA
Morone saxatilis (striped sea-bass) is the source of this 2425-nucleotide messenger RNA. It is a transcript of the gene bco1, whose product is annotated as beta-carotene oxygenase 1. The record is from RefSeq and is a predicted model, not a curated record. Gene Ontology annotation, biological process: carotene catabolic process; retinal metabolic process. The transcript has 11 exons. Bases 16 to 1587 code for a protein of 523 amino acids. Lineage: Eukaryota; Metazoa; Chordata; Actinopteri; Moronidae. Gene Ontology annotation, molecular function: carotenoid dioxygenase activity; beta-carotene 15,15'-dioxygenase activity.